This is a messenger RNA of Necator americanus (New World hookworm), 465 nucleotides long. RefSeq lists its product as uncharacterized. Lineage: Eukaryota; Metazoa; Nematoda; Chromadorea; Rhabditida; Ancylostomatidae. The transcript is spliced from 8 exons. The coding region runs from base 1 to 465 and encodes 154 amino acids. The record is from RefSeq and is a predicted model, not a curated record.
AUGUUCGAAAAACGAUUCUCACUGCCAGCGCUACUUCUGCACCUCUUCAUGGUAGACCUCUCCUGGAGUUUAAACUGUUGGAAUUGGAAUCUUGAGUAUCUUAGAGAUGAAGAAUUCAAAAUAGAAAGAACAGAUAAGAGACCACAAUGUCUUUUCCAAAUGGAUGUUCCUUGUAAUGUAACAAAUAUUGAAAGAUCCGCUCACUAUACAGUUACAUUCAGCGAGCACCCUCAUAACAGUUGUAUUCUCGACAUAGGAAAAAAAAAAACCAAUUAUCUGCGCCUGCAUUACGUGGUGAAAAUCUGGAAAGAAUCAAAGGUAUACAAGGCAGACACUGAUCAAGCACGAUGCAUGGAAGCUUAUAAGAAAGCAUGCGACAAUAAGGAGAUCAUUGUUGGAGGAAUUCGAAGGAGACCAGGUGAUAAAUAUAGUGAUGACUACGAAUCUCUAGAAGACAUUGAUUAG